Hippocampus comes (tiger tail seahorse) is the source of this 4464-nucleotide messenger RNA. RefSeq names its product calcitonin gene-related peptide type 1 receptor. The transcript has 8 exons. The record is from RefSeq and is a predicted model, not a curated record. Gene Ontology annotation, biological process: angiogenesis; cell surface receptor signaling pathway; adenylate cyclase-activating G protein-coupled receptor signaling pathway. Gene Ontology annotation, cellular component: plasma membrane. Bases 597 to 1574 code for a protein of 325 amino acids. Lineage: Eukaryota; Metazoa; Chordata; Actinopteri; Syngnathiformes; Syngnathidae. Gene Ontology annotation, molecular function: calcitonin gene-related peptide receptor activity; adrenomedullin receptor activity.
AAAAAAAAAAAAAAUCCACUCCGAUGCAAAGGUUCACAAUCUUUUGGGUCCAGGACCACCGAUGUAAAUUGCCCUCGGGGGGCGUUUUUCAACGGGUAGUCAUGUAAGAGCUUGUUUGUGAAAUUCGGGUGUGGACAGCACUGUCAUGACGAAGCAAAUCCCCCGGACGUAAUUUUUGGCACAGCCUUUGACAGGAAGAGAAAGAUUAGGGCGAGUCUCACCUCGUCACAUUGAUUGAUUGUGAGGGAGAAAAAUCCGACAUGUUGCAAGUCGGACAAGUUUUAAGACACUGUCCCGGGUGUGAGGAAAGGUGAUGACGUAGUUCAUGCGGUAAAUGGCGGACGCCGGGUAAAAAAAAAAAGCCACUGAUAUCCCACUCGAGCUAUGCAGUGAAUGAGUAACAUUCCCAAUGCGUGUCAUGAUUUAUUUUGCUCUCAAAAGCCCUUUCGUAAGGUUUUUGGUUUUUGUUGGAGGUGUCUCAAAAGAAAACAAAAAGGUUUGUUUUGGUUUUUCGGGGGCGAAAAUCCGAAUCCAUUUGAAUUUCGGCAGGUCGCAUUGAAAGUAACCGUUUUGUCUCCCUUCCUCCCCAGACGGCGAUGAAUCUUUUCUACUUGGCUCUCAUCGGACACGGGCUCUCCCUGACCUCCCUCUUUGUCUCUCUCGGGAUCUUCUUCCACUUCAAGAGUCUCAGUUGCCAGAGGAUCACGCUCCACAAAAACCUCUUCUUCUCCUUUGUCCUCAACUCCGUCAUCACCAUCAUUUGGUUGACGGCUGUGGCGAACAACCAGGAACUGGUGCAGAGGAAUCCGACGAGCUGCAAAGUGUCCCUGUUCAUUCAUCUCUACCUCUUCGGUUGCAAUUACUUCUGGAUGCUGUGCGAGGGCAUUUAUCUGCACACGCUCAUCGUGGUGGCCGUGUUUGCCGAGAAGCAACACCUCAUGUGGUACUAUCUGCUGGGCUGGGGUUUCCCUCUUAUUCCCACUUCCAUCCACGCCAUUGCCAGAAGUUACUACUACAACGACAACUGUUGGAUCAGCUCCAAAACAUCACUCCUCUAUAUCAUCCACGGUCCCAUCUGCGCCGCUCUCCUGGUCAACUUGUUCUUUCUGCUGAACAUCGUGAGAGUGCUCAUCACCAAGCUCAAGGUGACCCACCAAGCCGAGUCCAGCCUCUACAUGAAGGCCGUGAGGGCCACCCUCAUCCUGGUGCCGCUACUGGGCAUCCAAUACGUCCUGCUUCCCUACAAGCCGGACGGGCGGGUCUCCUCGGAAAUCUACGACUACGUCAUGCACAUCCUGAUGCACUACCAGGGUCUGCUGGUCGCCACCAUCUUCUGCUUUUUCAACGGAGAAGUCCAAGCGGUUCUACGGCGGCACUGGAACCAGUACAACCUGCAGUUCAGCAGCAGCGUGGGAAACCACUCGGACGCCCUGCGCUCGGCCUCCUACACGGCUUCGUCCAUCACCGAGGUGCAAGGCUGCUACAGCAUCGACGGCCACUCGGAACACAUGAACGGCAAAGGAAGCCACGACGCCGACGCCUCCGUCCUCAGGUCAGAAAACACCUUUGCCUGACCGCCACGCGUCUUGCUGCUCCACCCCCCCCGGCGGCUCUGGCGCCGCCUCGCCUGCGGCCGCUGAGACGGGACCUUGUUCGGAGAUGAAAGGGGUGGGGGGUAACCCCUGACAUACUACUCACCACUCGCGGGCCCAUUUACAGUCAUGUCAUUUCCACAAAGCCUUGGCUGACACUGCAUCGAUCGCCCGUGAAUGCUUUUGACCUGGAUAGUGCCAAACCUUUGCCUGCCUCAAGUGCGAAGGUCCUCGCUGUUUCAUCGACUUCUUCCGACAAGUCACUCAACUUGUGUUGUUGCAAGAGUAAAAAAAACAAAACCAAAAAAAAAAAAAAAAACCCCAAAUUACCUCCUGACAUCAGUUUCACGAAUCGACGUGAAAUUGGCCGGGCGUGUCCAUCAUCACCGGACACGCGUAAAAGACUCAAGAGCCCAUGCGGGAGAUGGAACAGGAAGUCGGCCAUUUUGCUGUGCAUGAGAGACAUUUCUCAGCUCGUCCUGUGGCAAACUCCUACGAGGGAAUUUGCUCCAAUGAGCCCGAAUUCGACAGAUGGGCUGCGCCGGGCUGGAGCGAGAUUUGUUGCCUGCAGCAGACAUAUUCCACGGCGUGAGCUCAACUUGAGAUUUACUGCCACAGAAAGUGGAGCAUAUCGCACACAACUCCAAAAAAAAUUGAAAUAAAAAUCCCCUGACGAGAUAGGACCAAUUGUGUGGGCAUUUCUAUGAGAGAGGGGAAAGUGAAGCUUCAACUUUGCUUCAUGAACAGGCUGUUGUAUUUAUUAUUUUUUUUUGACUCCUCUUCAUGGCACUGUUGGCUGACGUAAAGGGGUUGGAAGAAAUGGAAAGUGAACAGAUGCCAUCUCUGGGUGUCAAAAAUGACAACAACUGCUUCAUGAAGCAAAUUUCAAGCUUCAUUUUCCCAUGAGGAAUUUCUCUCAGAACCCGAUGCAGAGAAAAGGCUAUCAUUGACCCAUUCACGAAACCCAAGAGAAAGUCGGCCCUUUUGGUGUGACGCUGCCAUUUUGAGCCCAGGUUACGUUUCGUACGUUGCCGAGGGAAACGGUUCGCAGGUAUCCGAGACCGAAGGGUGGCGCCAAAUUGCUUUUGUGGUGUCAUUUCAAGGAUUCGCCAUUUAGCUCUUCUUUUGUUUUCCCGCGCACAGCACAGAACCGAUAUUCCAUGUCAUAAUAUAUUCGUAUGAUAUCAUAUAUAAAUAUAUUCAUGUUAAUUUAUCCCUGGUUAUUCUUGUUGAUACAAAUAGCAUUACUGUAUUUAUUUGCGCUGUCGAUAAGCUUUCUCAUUCGCGACGGUAUACCGCCUACCUUUGUCAACAUCGACGCUUACGAAGCGGACAGAUUUUGUCACGAGUAUUGGCUCGGAAGCCGAAGUACUCCAUUUUUUUUUAAAAAUGGUCAUCUUGAAGGUCGGCUAGGGACCGAUCGAUGCUCAUCGCCAAAGUUUCGCGCGCAAAGCAACGCUUGCCUCGUCAUUUCGGUUUGACGACCGCAAAGGAACAAAAAUGUGCCGCUGAAUUCACGCGGUGGUGGACGCCGGCGGGAACUCGCCACGUUAGAAUCAGCAAAAGUUUGUGAUUCUUUGUCGAACGCCGCACUGCGGCGCCGUAGGAUGAAAUGGCGCGGCAUUUGAAGAGGCGCUUGUAAAUAGCUUGCCAUACACGUGACUUUUUGGAUCGCAGAAUGUCCUUUUAUAUUUUGCUUUGUGCAAGAAAGAAGAAGAGCGAGUGUUCGUAUCGUUUCUUCUAUGGAAGCGCGGAUACGUGUGUGUUUUAGUGUGUUUGUGGUUUACACUUGCGGUAUUUCCAAGUGAAGCCUUGCAGGCAGCGGCGAGUGCGACGGGACGAGGGCACCCGCCGCGUGCUUUUGCUGCGGCCUUCACAUCUUGAAUGAAGGGCCCUCCCGCCGCUUCUCCGUGGGCCGCCAUUUUGUCGGGCAGCAUCCUCGAAGUCGUGGGUGUCAAAGUCGAGGCCCGAGGGUCAGAUCGGAGCCCGCAGCGUCAUUUUAUGUGGCCCGCAAAAGCAAAUCAUGUCUGUCAACUUGCUUUGAAUCUUGCUGAAAAAAAUUCCGACCAAGAUUUCAAACUGUCAUGUCAAUGAAUGCCAUUCCGGUUUUGCACUCACCAGAUACACUCACUUGAAAAAUAAUCUGACCAGAUCUGACCCCCCCGGACCUUGAAAUUCACGCCUGUGACUUAUCCCAACCUUUCACUGUGAGAGUAAAGCCCGAAACAAAGAUUUUAAUUUAUUAUUUGUAUUAUUUUAGACACAUUUCUAAAACAAAUCAGUCACGCUUCAAGUGUUCAAUUUAAAAAAAAAAAAAAAACAAGUUUUGAUCUCUGCCGCCCAAGGGAUGACAAUUCAUUGGUCGCUCGAUGUUUACAGGCUAUCUAGUCAAUGUUUUCAUUUGGGGCUACGUAUCGCGCUUGCAUCUUUCUGCGCAGUUAAACUGGUUUUAUAUGAUGCUAUAAAGGGGUUGCGAUAUCGCAGCGACUCUUCUGAUAGGAUGACGAGAAAAAAAACUGCCACCUUUGGAAUCAUCCGGUCUGUCGUCCAUUUUUAUUUUAUUUUUUUGGAUACUGUACUGUAUUGGACUUGAAGUGAGGAGGCCAUUCUGCUGUUUGAAUGUAACUGUCGGCGAAUUCUGUGACGUGACAAAAAAAAAAAAAAAAACAAAAAAAAAAACAAAUGUAGAUUUGCAUACACAGUCUGUUUUUUUUUUUUUAUUCCGAUUCCACUGAACUGUAUAGCACAUGACUUGUUUGUUGUUCUGAGCAGAAUUAGCAAUGAAGAUUUUGUCUCGCUUCUUGAGUUUAUUGUGAAGGAAUAUCACGCGGCACCACUUUCUUACACUGACCGAAUAAAAGCUAAACUCCAA